This is a messenger RNA of Rhopilema esculentum, 933 nucleotides long. Lineage: Eukaryota; Metazoa; Cnidaria; Scyphozoa; Rhizostomeae; Rhizostomatidae. The record is from RefSeq and is a predicted model, not a curated record.
AUGAAUCAUUCAUGUCCAGAAGAACCUUACUUUUGCCCGUCAUUAUGGCCAUUAGACAUGCCGUCGCCCCAUUUGAUCACUUGGUCGUUUUUUGCCGCUCUUUUGUCACCAAUCACCAUCGUCUCAAACGCAGCACUAAUUUACGGACUGUACAAAAUGAGGCAGCUUAACACGAUCACGAACAAAUUCAUUUUCCUGAUGAAUAUAUCAGAUCUUGGCAUUGGAAUAUUCAUCAUGCCAUCCAUUGCUGCAAAUGUUGCUUUGAGAGGCAUGUACCGCAACUGUAUCGUUGAACUGGUUAUUCAAUAUUGCGCCCUUUUUCUCGGUUAUUUCUCCUUUUUCAUGUUGAUGUGCGUAUCUAUGGAUCGUUACCUUCACGUGAUGAAGCUCAAAAAGUAUAAUGCGUUCAUGAAUGAGUUUCGCAUGAAGGUGAUCGUUGUGUUUAGCUUCUUAACAUCAGCAUUAAAUGCUUAUCUAUCGAUCGCGAUUCCUUCCUUCCCGCUGCAAAUCACGUUGAAUUUAUGCAAUUUGUUUUAUGUUCUGUUUGUGUUCAUCUUGUAUUCGAUGGUGUUUCGCAGAAUUGCAUUGAAUGCUGAGAAAAUCAAGAAAAUGCUGAGAGAGGCCGGAGAAAAUUCUGGUAACCGAGAGGCAAGACGAGAAAUCUCGGCAACAAAAACGAUUCGCUUUGUCUUAGGUGCUUUGCUAGUUCUUUAUCUACCGUACAAUAUUUGCUCUGCAAUUUGGACGUAUUACAAAUACAACUUGAAGAGGAAUCCCCCAUUAAUCAUGAACGUACUAGAAUCUUGGGCCUACAUUAUCCUCUUAAGCAAUGCUGCAAUAAAUGCUAUCCUAUUCGCAUAUGGCAACGGUGUUGUGAGAAGAUUCUUGAUUGAACGCAUUACCAGAAGUCAAGUUGCUCCAAGCAGCCCGUGA